Molecule: messenger RNA, 6096 nt
Organism: Pomacea canaliculata
Lineage: Eukaryota; Metazoa; Mollusca; Gastropoda; Architaenioglossa; Ampullariidae
Product: multiple epidermal growth factor-like domains protein 6
Molecular function (GO): protein binding
Source: RefSeq, a predicted model, not a curated record
UACAACAUAAGCCUACGAUUAAUUUAUUUGUAACGUUCGUCAAUAGGUUACAACGAAGGGAACCGUACAGUCUGCAGUCGUAGUUGAGGUUGAGUUGAGCGGGGCCCCUUGAAGCGCGGGGCCCUAGGCAGAUGCCUCGUCCGCCUGCCCCUAAGCACGGCCCUGCCCGGAGGUAAUGUUUAGUGUUGUGGCAGCUCACAGAACUUUGACACUUGUUGAGGACAGUCACGAGGUAGACUGUCAUGUACUUGUCUGAUCUUCUCUCUCUUCGCUCUUCCAAACCUCCCCCGUCCUUUUAUUCUUUCUGAACUCUAUCAUGAUUUGCUAGUGCGUCGGUCUUUAUACUUUUGUCGGAAUCUGUCCGUAUGUCGGUCUGUCUGUCGGUCUGUCCCGACUCUAUAUCCUUCAUGCAUACAAGCACACACGCAGGAUAAUUAAUCAGUGCAAGCAAACAGGGAAUUAGGUCGCUUUAGUCUACGGGUGUGAGCCCACCCGUUAGCAGUGCCUGGCACUAAAGUGAAGGUGGGGGGCGUGUCUCUGACCACUCACAUCACAUGACAUCCACUUCAUCUACUUACCACCUACGACAUCACAGACCUACCCAGGCACUUACCCUGCAUUAAUAACUUUUGUUCCCCGAGACAACCGACUUCGGUUAAAGGAGACCAGGGUGGCAGUAACGGUCUUUCUCAAUUGAACACCGGCCGUCGGGUAGUGGAGAGACGAGGACAGGACAUCUUGAAAGACAAGAGUAACAGCGACUAAAAAAACAACAACAAAAACAAAGAAAGAACAAAAGAACUGAGGUUUUUUCCCACCUCGCAAUCUGAGGGAGAGGCGGUGACAUGGGUGUCCGUGGCCGACCGGUGAUUCUGUUGUUUGUCGCAGUUGUUGCCUCCAUGCCGAGCUCAGGUAAAAGAUUUUUCUUUCUGUCUAUCGUUUUCAUCACACCACCUGGCUUCCUGACACCAUCUCCUGUAUAAAUAAAUACAGAGUUCGACAGUAUAACGAUCCAUAGAGCUGAUAUCUGCACGAUGGUUUAUCAAAGUUCUAUUGGCAUCGCCAGUUGAAAACAGAUGAGAUGAUCGUGGAAAGAUGCGAUCUUGUAAGAAAAUUUCCAUUUUGAUGACUGAGUAAAAGUUGAUUUAAAAACAAAUUUUAACAAAUCCGGCCCCCCAAAAACCUACAACAAACUUAAAAAAAAAAAAAAUCAAAAACAAACAAACCGAAAAGAAAACCCACAAAAAAAACAAACAAACAAAAAUAAAAAACAACCCAAAAAACAAACCUAAAAGAAAACAGAAACAAAGCCUCACAGAACGGGGCAGACUACUUAGUAAUUAAAAGAAAGUAGGUAUCAAUACCAUGUCCCUGGUGCAGGCAAUGCUCGUCCUACCGACUGCUCGUGCGAGAAGGAGCCCUAUAACAUGGUGUGUGGCAAGGACGGCAACAGCUACGAGAACAACUGCCUCGCGGAGUGCGCAGGGACAGGGGUGGUUUCCUCUGGGAAGUGUGCGAACUCCGUGGGCUGUAUCUGUACUGAGAGGUUUCGAACCUGUCUGCGGGUCGGAUGGAAACACGUACGGGAGUCGUUGUCAUCUGGAGUGCGCAAAUGCUCACUUCGUCUCCGAGGGAGACUGUGCACUUCCCUCUAAGUGCUCCGAGUGCGGGGAUCACAACCACGAACCCAUCUGCGGUGCCGACCUGAAGACCUACGACAACGUCUGCCUGCUGGACUGUCACGGCGUGCAGUUUCUGCACUACGGGGAGUGCACGCCACCCACAUGCCAGUGCCCGGGUACCUUCGACCCCGUGUGCGGGGCGGAUGGCCUCACCUAUGACAACCUGUGCACGCUGGAAUGCACGGGCACCGCCUUUGUCAGCCAGGGGCACUGCCCCACACACGACCUGUGCCUGUGCCCCCACAUCUACCUCCCAGUGUGCGGCCAGGAUGGAGUCACCUACAACAACGAGUGUCUCAUGAGAUGCGCCGGCGUGAGUCAGGCCUCGGAGGGCGCGUGCAGCACGCACGACGCUCCAUGCAAGUGCAACACGACCUACAACCCCGUGUGCGGCGAGGACGGCAUCACCUACGACAACAAAUGCGAAAUGGAAUGCGCAGGAGUUAAGGGGGACCACGAGGGCCAAUGCUCGGAGAAAGGUGAGCUGUGUGUGUGUCCUCACAUCUACAUGCCGGUAUGUGGCAAGGACGGCCAGACCUACAACAACCGCUGUCUCAUGCAGUGCGCGGGAACCAGCGAGGUUUCGGACGGACCUUGCCCCACUAGUCAGCCGCAGGUGUGCGCAUGCCCGCACGUGUACAACCCGGUGUGCGGCGCCGACGGCACCACCUACAACAACGACUGCCUGCGACAGUGCGCGGGCGUAGCUCUGGCGCACGUGGGCCAAUGUCAGCACGUCUGCGCAUGUCCGUUCUUGUACUCUCCUGUGUGCGGAGUCGAUGGAAACACCUACGAGAACCAGUGCGAGCUCGACUGCAGGGACGUGAAGAAGGCCCACGACGGCGCAUGUCAAACGGAACCGGAAGGAUGCGCGUGUCACACCAUUUACAAGCCUGUGUGCGGCGAGGACAACCACACCUACCCUAAUGAGUGUGAGCUCCAGUGUCGGAAUGUGAAGAAAGCUCACGAGGGAGAGUGCGGCACCCACACCGACACGUGCAUCUGCCCGCGCAUCUACCAGCCCGUGUGCGGCAAGGAUGGACAGACCUACGAGAAUUCGUGUCAGAUGGACUGCAGGGGAGUUGGUCUCGCCCAUGAAGGGGAAUGUGGGGAAUCAAUUGGCAACUGCGCAUGUCAGCCUAUCCACUUUCCGGUCUGCGGCGUGGACAACGUCACCUAUGGCAACGAGUGUGAGCUGACCUGCGAGAAGGUUCAGAAGGCACACGACGGCGAGUGUGUGGGUGUGCCCACAGUGUGCCUGUGUCAGCCCAUUCACCUGCCUGUGUGUGGCUCGGACGGCAACACCUACUCCAACCUGUGCGAGCUGCAGUGUUUCGGCUUGACUUUCAUACACAACGGGGAAUGUCAGUCCAGCGAUGCCCACUGCGUGUGUCCGCGGGUGUACCAGCCUGUGUGUGGGGUGGAUGGUCUCACCUACUCCAGCGAGUGCUACCUGGACUGCAGCGGGGUCAAGAAAGCGUCGGACGGCGAGUGUCCCCACGUACCCGACGGGUGUCUGUGCCAGACCAUCUACGAUCCUGUGUGUGGCCAGGACAACCAGACCUACCCUAACGACUGUGAGCUCGCCUGCAGGAACGUCAGCAAGGCGCAUGACGGCGAGUGCGCCACUCACACCAACACGUGCAUCUGUCCGCGCAUCUACCAACCCGUGUGCGGACAGGACGGACACACCUACGAGAACCAGUGUCAGAUGGACUGCAGAGGUGUGCACCUGGCUCACGAGGGGGAGUGUGGACACCCGCCCUUGCAGUGCCUGUGUCAUCACAUCUACCUGCCCGUGUGCGGCGCCGACAACGUGACGUACGACAACGAGUGUCUGCUCGACUGCCAGAAGGUUGAGAAGGUGCAUGACGGCGAGUGUCAGGGCGUGCCGCACGUGUGUGUGUGUCACUCCAUCUACUCACCUGUCUGUGGUGCUGACGGCAGGACCUACUCCAACCUGUGCGAGCUCCAGUGCCAUCUGCUGUGUCUGGUGCAGCGGGUGAGUCUGGUGCACGAGGGCGAAUGUGCCACGGAACCCGCCGGGUGUGCAUGCGACAGCAGCUACAAACCUGUUUGUGGGGUCAACAACCAGACCUACCCCAAUGACUGCGAAAUGCGAUGCAGGAACAUCUCCAAAGCGCAUGACGGAACCUGCGGGGCGGGGUCAGGCUUGUGUAUCUGCCAGCCAUCCUACUUACCUGUCUGUGGCAUCGACGGGGAGACCUACCCGAACAAGUGCGAGCUGGACUGUGCCGGAGCGUCGAUGGCUUAUGAAGGCGAGUGCUCCAAAGGUCAUGUGUCCUGCUCCUGUCAGUCCAUCUACCUGCCUGUGUGUGGGGUCGACCACCAGACCUACCCCAACCUCUGUGAACUCAAGUGCAGGGGAGUGGAGAUGGCGCAUGAUGGAGAGUGCAAAGAGACACAGGACGUGUGCAUCUGCCCUCCCAUACUCACCCCGGUGUGCGGAGCUGACAACAUCACCUACCCCAGUCAGUGCGAGAUGGACUGCAACCAUGUAGAGAAGAAGCAUGAAGGCGAGUGUACUAUCACCCCUCCAGCCUGUAGCUGCCCCUCCAUAUACAGACCCGUGUGCGGCCUCGACAACUUGACCUACGACAACGAGUGCUCCUUGAAAUGCCGGGGCGUCCACAAGGCUCACGACGGCGAGUGCCAGCACGGUCCCCCCGUGUGCGCAUGUCCACUGCUGUACCACCCCGUGUGCGGUGUCAACGGCAUCACCUACCCGAACCAGUGCGAGCUGGAGUGCAGGAACAUCAUCAAGGCAUCUGAUGGCGAGUGUCCAACAGAACCCGCCACCUGCAACUGUCCUCACAUCCUGAUGCCUGUGUGUGGGGUGGACAACAGGACUUACAGCAACAAGUGCGAGCUGCAGUGUCACAAUGUGACUCAAGCUCAUGAUGGCGAAUGUACUCACGAGGACUCAGCGUGCGUGUGUCCCCGGCUGUACAUUCCUGUGUGUGGUCAGGAUGGAAACACCUACAGCAACCUGUGUCUACUCAACUGUCUGGGAAUCCCUCUGGCUCACGAAGGGGAAUGUUCCCCGGCUUGCGCGUGCUCCACGAGCUACGUUCCUGUGUGUGGUGCGGACAACAAGACCUACCCCAACCUCUGUGUCCUGCAGUGCCACUCGGUGGUGAAGGUUCAUGAUGGUGAGUGCAGCGCCAACCACGACAUCUGUGUGUGUCCAAAGAUCUAUGCACCCGUGUGUGGAGAGGAUGGUCGCACCUACCUCAACGAGUGUGAGCUGAAGUGUGCGGGCGUGGGCGUGGCUUAUGAUGGCGAGUGUAAAGAGCCUUGUAUCUGCCCACACUACCUGCCUGUGUGUGGUGUCGACGGCAACACUUAUGAGAACGACUGUCAGCUGAAGUGCAGUUGUCCUCCUGUCUAUCUACCCGUGUGCGGCGUGAACGGCGUGACCUACCCGAGUCAGUGCGACCUGCAGUGCAGGAAUGUUCACAAGAAGCACAACGGCGCGUGCGAGGACGACCCCAUCCUGUGCGCCUGCCCCCACAUCUACCUCCCUGUGUGCGGGGUCAACGGGGUCACGUACCCGAACCAGUGCGACCUGGAGUGCAGGGGGGUCCUGAAGGCGCACGACGGAGAGUGUGGCAGCGAACCCGGAGGAUGCGUGUGUCAGCCGAUACUCAACCCCGUGUGCGGCCAUGACGGGGUGACCUACGACAACGAGUGCGAGCUGAACUGCCACCACGUGACCAAGGAGCACGACGGCGCAUGUCAGCAGACAGAAGUGUGCACGUGCCCCAAGCUCUACAUCCCAGUCUGCGGGGUGGACGGCCACACGUACCCGAACAGAUGCGAGCUGGACUGCAGGCACGUGCAGCUGGCCCACGAAGGAGAAUGUUCGCAAGACUGCUCGUGUCCAACCAGCUACAUCCCGGUGUGUGGGCAUGACAACAUCACCUACAGCAACGAGUGCGAGCUGCGAUGCCAGAAGGUGGACAAGGCUUACGACGGCGAGUGCGGGUCAGCAGGCGAGAAGGAGUGUGUCUGCGAUGACGUCAGCAAGCCAGUCUGUGGGGUGGACGGCGUGACGUAUCCCAACGAGUGCACCAUCAACUGCUAUAAGGUGGCCCCAGCUCACGACGGCGCGUGCAAAGCAGACGACAGAAAGUGCGACUGUCCCCACUUCUACAACCCUGUGUGUGGGGUGGAUGGCAUCACCUACAGCAACCCGUGUUCCCUGGCCUGUCAUAACAUCAAGAAAGCCUACAGCGGCGACUGCAUCAACCUGAAGCCAGGGGAAACCUCGCCGUGUUUUCUGUGCCCUUCGACCUAUGACCUCAUGGUCAAGAAGGCGUCUAACGGCUAUUGUCGGAACAAGGUACCCGGACAUAAACAGCCAGUCGUCCCUAUGUUCAUCCCCGUGUGA